Molecule: messenger RNA, 1418 nt
Organism: Phytophthora nicotianae INRA-310
Lineage: Eukaryota; Oomycota; Peronosporomycetes; Peronosporales; Peronosporaceae
Product: serine/threonine-protein phosphatase PP2A
Exons: 1
Coding region: 126-1085 (319 amino acids)
Biological process (GO): peptidyl-serine dephosphorylation; mitotic cell cycle
Cellular component (GO): cytosol
Molecular function (GO): protein serine/threonine phosphatase activity
Source: RefSeq, a predicted model, not a curated record
CAAAUCAGCACAUUCCUACACGCGCUAUCCGUCGCCGGAUUGGUGGAGCGUCAGAAGCCAGAAGGGGGGAAAUCGCGGACACUCGAGUGUUCCCCACCAAGCACAAAGGAGAUAUUUGACCGAUCAUGGACUCGCGCGGGGAGAUGAAGGCACUGGAUGCGCAGAUCGAGCGCCUGCGCCGCGCCGAGAACCUGACGGAGACGGAAAUUUACGAGCUGUGCCAGAAGGCCAAGGAGAUCCUGGCCGGUGAAUCCAACGUGCAGCCGGUCAAGUGUCCCGUGACGGUCUGUGGCGAUAUCCACGGCCAGUUUUACGACCUGCUGGAGCUCUUCCGGAUAGGGGGCGCCUGCCCAGACACCAACUACCUCUUCAUGGGAGACUACGUGGACCGCGGCUACUACUCGCUCGAGAGUGUUGCCCUUUUGGUGGCGCUAAAAGUGCGUCACCGCGAACGUAUCACGAUCCUUCGCGGCAACCACGAAAGUCGCCAGAUCACGCAGGUGUACGGCUUCUACGACGAAUGCCUACGUAAAUACGGCAACGCCAACGUGUGGAAGUACUUCACCGACCUAUUCGACCACUUGCCAAUGACUGCGCUCAUCGAGAACCGCGUUUUUUGCAUGCACGGCGGCCUGUCGCCCUCUAUCGACACGCUGGACCAUGCACGUGCACUGGACCGCGUGCAAGAGGUGCCUCACGAAGGCCCCAUGUGCGACCUGGUGUGGUCCGACCCGGACGACCGCUGUGGAUGGGGAAUCUCCCCCCGUGGCGCCGGCUACACGUUCGGUCAGGACAUCACGGAGCAGUUCAAGCGCAGCAACGGCCUCACAUUCAUCGCGCGCGCCCACCAGCUUGUCAUGGAAGGAUACCAGUGGACUCACAACCGCGGCGUUGUGACCAUCUUCAGUGCCCCCAACUACUGCUACCGCUGCGGCAACCAGGCCGCGCUUAUGGAGAUCGACGAGGUCAUGGCUGACCGUAACGGAGACAAGGUAUACGAGACGUGCAAGUUCAUCCAGUUCGACCCUGCCCCGCGUGACAGCAACUUCAACGAGAAGAAGCGUACGCCCGACUACUUCCUGUAGACUGAGGACGGAGACGACAACGUAGCGCAGGCUGGACAGGUGUGAAUGAUACGUAGCGACACGACGAGCGACCAGAAGGACAGGGAGGUGUACACGGCGUAAAGGAUGCUCACUGAUAACACGACCGAGACGCUAUCAAGAAAGACAUCAGAGCUGGAAAGGCAAAAUAAGCAGGUAGGUCCAACCGGAGAGCAAGAAGGUGUGAGGUGCAGAUUGCUGGGGCUCUGGCCGGUUCGCUUGGCGUGGAACGUUCCGGCUUCUCACUCAGGCCUUUUCUGCUGACGAGGUGGGCACAGUAUUCUUCAUAUAUGCACGAUUUAGUUGGUUAUUGCC